Messenger RNA from Magnolia sinica, 1166 nucleotides. RefSeq lists its product as uncharacterized. NCBI's taxonomy places the organism in Eukaryota, Viridiplantae, Streptophyta, Magnoliopsida, Magnoliales, Magnoliaceae. The record is from RefSeq and is a predicted model, not a curated record. Bases 222 to 1166 code for a protein of 314 amino acids. The transcript is spliced from 5 exons.
UGCAAUUCAAUUCGCUUUGGCAUCCAAACGCAGCCCAUCUGGAGAAGCAUUGUGUAGUCCUUUUGUGGGAGAUUCUCCUCUGUAGGAAAACAUGUGAAGAUAGCACAGUUAGGAAGGAACCUCUUUAUCCUUUGCCCAAUUCCUUUCAUUGGUUUUGUUCGCAUUUCAUUCCUUUAUAAGGAUAUUUAGAUUAACAUACAUGGCUACCAUUGGGCUCAGCCAUGGCUGGUACUCUACCAUCUUUGGCAUUGAGCUAUCCAAUGAGUAGGAAAUCUCGACACAGCCCACUUAGUUUGGCAAGUACGCAUCUUCCCGUCGGUUCCACCACUGUCAACAGUACGUGUUUUUUGGAGCUGAAGGGAGCAACACAUAGAAGCAUUUGUUUAAAGAGAGUGCCAUGGCAACCGCAUUGCACCAAACGGUCAGCCGAUCUGGGUGGGCCAGACUCUCGACCAGAUCCAAUUCGGCCAUCCGACGCAAUUACGCAGUUCUACUCAUUGAUCAAUAGCAAGAAGUUGGAUAAAUUGAGAGAGCUCAUAUCAGAAGAUUGUUAUUUUGAAGAACUGUCGUUUCCCAAUCCAUUUCAAGGGAGAACGGAAGUUAUGUAUUUCUUAACCGAACUAGCCAACGACAUGGGCCACAACAUACGGUUCAUUAUUGAGAAGGUAUAUGAAGGAGGUGACGAAUUUGCAGCCGGAGUAAUGUGGCACUUAGGUAACGUAAACCUCCGAUUUUCAAUCAUGGUCACCAUCUCUUUUGUCUUUCUUAGUGUUAUCACAACAAAGAGCAUUGUCAUUGCAGAAUGGAAGGAAAAACAAAUUCCCUUCACCAAAGGCUGCAGCUUCUAUGAAUGCUCAAAAGUGGGAGAAAAGCUUGUCAUUAAGAAAGCUCGGGUUGUGAUUGAAUCGCCGGUGAAGCCAGGAGUAUUUCUGCUGAAACUGUUGUCGGUGGUCAGUUCUGUAUUUGACCAAUUUCCGAAUUUGACAGAGAGAUUCCUUCAAAAACCUCAUAUAGUACUUAAGUUUCUAUUGAAAAUUUACAAGAUAUUGGUUGAGCCUAUGAUCCUUCCAGUUUUGGUGUAUUACACCCACCUAUGGAAAUUUGUGGCCCGCUUGUUUGGCUGCGUUUUCAACAUACUACUAAAUAUUUUUAAGUUGUUCAAGUGA